This is a messenger RNA of Cucurbita moschata (crookneck pumpkin), 1343 nucleotides long. Its product is annotated as magnesium protoporphyrin IX methyltransferase, chloroplastic. Gene Ontology annotation, biological process: chlorophyll biosynthetic process. The transcript is spliced from 2 exons. The coding region runs from base 127 to 1098 and encodes 323 amino acids. The record is from RefSeq and is a predicted model, not a curated record. Gene Ontology annotation, molecular function: magnesium protoporphyrin IX methyltransferase activity. NCBI's taxonomy places the organism in Eukaryota, Viridiplantae, Streptophyta, Magnoliopsida, Cucurbitales, Cucurbitaceae.
GAAAAGAUCUGUGUGGAUUAGCUUGGCCCUGCGCCUUACCCACUCCCAUCGCACCUCACAGGUAGUCGUCUCACAUACUUCCUCUUCCCGCCACCGCCGCUCGGACGGAGCAGGGAUACGGUAACCAUGGCUCACUCCGCAUUUCCAUAUCCCACACUCUGCUUCCACCCCGACUCUACCACAAAUCCUCGAUUCUUCCUGUCUCCACCCCCUCUCAAGCUUGUUAAAUUUUCAAGAACGCCCAAUGUUAAUGCGCCUGCGCCUGCCCCACCACUCUCCGCCGUAGCUACCGAACUCCCCGUCGUCGACGGGGCAACAAUUGCAGCGAUCGGCGGCGGUUCGGUUGCCGCGCUCGCUGCCGUUCUAUCUCUCACCGACCCGGAGAGACGUCGCCGCCUGCAGGCCGAAGAGGUGGGUGGUGGCGACAAGGAUGUGGUGAAGGAAUACUUCAACAAUUCGGGGUUUCAGAGGUGGAAGAAAAUAUAUGGAGAGACUGAUGAUGUGAACCGGGUGCAGCGAGACAUUAGGUUGGGUCACUCCAAGACGGUGGAGAAUGUGAUGGGCAUGUUGAAAGAUGAGGGCCCACUCACAGGAGUAACAGUCUGCGAUGCCGGCUGUGGAACCGGUAGCUUAUCCAUUCCGCUGGCCAAGGAAGGUGCCAUCGUCUUCGCCAGUGAUAUUUCUGCUGCUAUGGUCGCCGAGGCCCAAAACAAGGCAAAAGAAGAGGUUGCGGGAGGCGUGGUGCCAAAAUUUGAAGUGAAGGAUUUGGAGAGCUUGGAAGGGAAGUAUGAUACGGUAGUAUGUCUGGAUGUUUUGAUACACUAUCCCCAGAACAAGGCAGACGGCAUGAUUGCGCACCUUGCAUCCUUAGCUGAAAAGCGUUUGAUCAUAAGCUUUGCGCCCAAAACAUUUUACUAUGAUCUGCUGAAGAGGGUGGGAGAGUUGUUCCCCGGACCUUCCAAGGCAACCAGGGCAUAUCUGCACUCGGAGGCAGACGUGGAGACCGCGUUGCGGAGGGUUGGCUGGAAAAUUAGGAAGAGAGGUCUAGUCUCCACCCAGUUUUACUUUGCCACACUGGUUGAGGCAGUUCCUGCUUGACACGGACCUUCUUGCCUUGUAUUUCAGUUUUGAUUCUUCCUCUUCCUGUAUUACUCCCCCACCCCUUGUUGUAUCGUCGGAAUGCUCCCAAAGACCCCGAGACCCCAAAUGGAUGUAUCCAGAUGAAUUGGACUUUAUAUGAAUUGUUUUUAGUUAUUACAGUCUAGAGUCCUAUGCUUAAGUUUCCCACGAGGGAUUCUUUAAAGAACAUGAUAACAAUGCAAUGAAAUCAUCUUGUUGCUUCA